Messenger RNA from Aspergillus heteromorphus CBS 117.55, 541 nucleotides. RefSeq lists its product as uncharacterized. NCBI's taxonomy places the organism in Eukaryota, Fungi, Ascomycota, Eurotiomycetes, Eurotiales, Aspergillaceae. The transcript has a single exon. The record is from RefSeq and is a predicted model, not a curated record. Bases 131 to 496 code for a protein of 121 amino acids.
GACCAAGGACAGCGCUUUGCACACCCGUCACGUUCUACUAUAUUUUACUGGCCGCGAGCCCCACUGGCAUGGAUAGGUGUUAUGAUGUAUACGAAUUCAAAAAACGGACGGCUGAAUUUGAAGGUGUGGAAUGGGUUUGUAUUUGCCCACCAGAAGGUGCAAACUUGGCGCAAAAGCUUGGCUGGGUUCAUUUUCUUGUGUUUUCUUUCUCCUUGACCCUCGAGAGCCCUUGCCCCGUAUGGUUUGCGGUCUGCAGCACUUGCAGGCCGGGGUUGUGUAUUGUGUAUUCCUUCUUCCUGCCCCCUUUACUUCCUUUCUACAACCCCACGUGCUCCGAGGUCUUCUAUUCGCCUGUUUGAUACUUACGGGACACUGGAUGUUUGACUCUUUUUUUUUCCCCUUCUCUUUGCUAAGAAACACGGUUCUGGGCGGCGUACUGGAGGUUUUUUGCUGUGGCGAUUCAUCCCGACUUGCUAGAUGUCAGUUGAGCGUCUAGGGAAUUUGAUUAGCUUGAAUGCCAAUGAUUUCAAAUUGCUUUAGA